GUUAGAUAUGAGCAGUGAGCAUCCUUUUAGUGUUACAUUAAUCUCAAAUUGUGUCACUGCUCCUCUCAUCACACUUACCGAAUCACACCUAACAGACGCAAUUCUCUCACAAACUCGCAUCAGUUGUUGUGAAAAGAUGCCUGUUAGAAGGUGACACUUGUACGAGGUGACAGGCUCCAAGUCUGCUAGAGGCUGCACAUAUUUGUGACAUGACAGAUCACAGUAAAACCACAGCAGCUGAAGCUCCAAUCCAUCUCCACUGUGCAUUUGAACCUAUUGAGCCUUACAAACAUUAUUUAAAUAACUAUCAUUGGUCAGCAUUCACAUCAUAAGUGUGAGCAGCCAGAAAACCAUCAGAACAGCCCGCCUCUUUGCGUAGAGACCACUCUGUGGAGCAGAGUUCACUUACAGACAUUACAGAGGUGCAGCCGUACUGUACACACAAAGAUGAACUUCACCAUGAUAACAGCUUUCAUCUGGACCUGCAGUUUGAUGUCUGUCUCUGUUUCGGAGUUCCACACUGUGGAGGUCCAGCCUGGUGAACAAGCCACACUGAUGUGCUCCAACUACACCAAACCUUUUAUCGACCGUAUAUUCUGGUUCAGACUGGCCGACAGACCCACUGCCACCUGUAUCUCCUCUAUGUGGAGCUCUGAAGUCAAACCUUCGUCCUGUGAUGGAUUCCAAGAUGCCAGAUUUAAUAUGACAUCCAACAGCUCUACCCUCUUCCUCAUGAUCAAACAAGUGAAUUUAUCUGACUCUGGACUGUAUUUCUGUGGUCCUCGCUCAGGUGGAAACGCAGCAAUUGUCAGUGCAACAUUUUUAAAGGUUCAAGAGGAGAUGGGUGGAUUAAUGAACCUGACGAGUGUGAUCCUGGGCGCUCUGGUUAUUUUCCUUGGUACAGUCAUCAUUGGUCUGGUUGUCAAAAUUAGGAAACUUAAGACAGCUCGUAAAGAGGGACACAAUCAACAACACAAUGAGAAUCUGGGCUCUGAUGCUCUGAACUAUGCAGCACUGAGUUUCAAACCAAGACCAAAAAGUAUCAGAAGGCCUCCAUCAGAGAACCAGCCGGAGCCAAAUGUUGUGUAUGCUGCCCCCAGAUAGACUCAGGAAACGACUGGAACUGCAGCUCACGGUUGAAAUGAUGCUUUGUCCUAUUAAACUGAUACAUAAAAUAUUUGGGAACAAUGAAUCUUUAUUCAUGUAAAUUCCCUAAUCUCCGCUGCAAUUCAAAUUAUCCAGCCAAAGUCUUUCUCUGACUCAUUGUGUUUGGCAUUGUUCUUGGAGCAAAUGAUAAUUGGCAUGUAUUCGAAAAGGAGUCAGUCAGGAUAUUGAUGACUGUCCUUCUUUUGUAUUUAGAUGGAGAUCUGCAAAAGUGAGUGAGGUGCACGUCACUUGUUUGACAGAGAGACACCGUGAGCACAACUCAGCUUUGAACUUAGAAUUUAAGAAAUAAUUUUGGCAUCUUGUCCUUAACAUUAUUAGAAUUUGAUUUUUAGCAUCAAUAAAUACAAAUGCCCCGUGAUGACAAACAGCUCUGUGAAGUACCUGCACAGCAAUUGCAUUAUGACUGAAGUCUCAACUACAGCAAGUUUGGUUUGCAACAAAACCACACAAUGAAGGCUUUCAUGUUUGCGGAGAGUUAUGAUAACUGACUGUGACAAUAAAUAAGUAUCCGUGCAUUAGUGUCAAAGCUGGCACCACACCUCUUAUCACACCUCAAACUGACACCUACAUCUAUCAAACAAUGUGAAGAACAGUCUGCAGCACUGUGACGCUUGCACAGUCAGACA
Messenger RNA from Plectropomus leopardus (leopard coralgrouper), 1793 nucleotides. The record is from RefSeq and is a predicted model, not a curated record. NCBI's taxonomy places the organism in Eukaryota, Metazoa, Chordata, Actinopteri, Perciformes, Serranidae.